AUGUAUCCACCGAUAAAACGUCUUCGUACUGAUGAAAAUCAGGAUGAAUCCAGUAAUGGAAUCGGAGGACCGUCAGCAGCACCAGCCAAUGCGUCAUCCAUGAUGGAUGAUUUUGAAAUGACUGAUGAUGAACUGUUAUUUUCUGCGACUCAAGUAGAACAACGAAUUAAUUAUGAUUAUCAACAGCCCAGUCAAAAUCCUUCUCGAACACAUUUACAAGCGCCGGUAUUUUCUACUCAGUCAGUUCUUCAACCACUGGUACCGGAAGACAAUCGGACACCAGCAGUAAAUAAAGAAAUGGAACUUGAGAGAAAGUUGCUGAUGAAAGAAGGUCAAAUAAUUAUUUUGGAAAAAAACAAUCAAUUAUUAACCGAAAAGAAUGCUCGAUUAACGCGAGAAAAGUGUCUUUUGAAAACCGAACAAGAUGAAGCAGCCAGUGCUCGUGAACAGCGUUUGAAAGCGCAACUUGAAACAUGUAAAUCUCAACUUACCUUCAACGAACGUGAACGUAGUGAAUUGCAGACGCGUUAUCACACACUCGAGACGCGUUUCCACGAAAGUCAAGAAACAAGCAACCGUCUUCUUCGUGAAGUUACUCGUCUACGUUCAGAUAAACCACAAGUUGAUUGUCCACAACAAUCAUCGACUUCAACUUCGAAUCCAUCACGUGUUCUGCAAACUCAAUUAACGUUAUUUUCCGCGUAUGAAUUGUUACGAACACGAACAAUUGAUUCAUUUACAAUACCGGUGUCGAGUUUACAGGUGAUACUCGAACGUAUUCGACCUCAAUCGAUUAUUCAACAUGUUUGGCAAACAUUAGUCGAUGUCAUCUUCUUUCAACCACAAAAUUCGACUCUGAUCAAAUUAAAACAACAAGAUCUAACCAUUGGAAUUGAUCUCAUUACAAUGACAGCGUUUUACCAAAUGAUUCAUAAUAUUCUACAGUUAUAUCACAACCAGCAAAGUCGUGCAACAACGAAUAAUAACGACCAACAGCAACAACAAAGUUUGAGCACCGAACAACUGAUGUUGAUCUUAGACGCUUGUUCGCAUUUCCUUUUGAAUACGGUUAAGUCAACUGAAUCAUUGAACAAACAAGAAAAUACUUCAACAAUUAAAAAACAACAAGACCCGGAACCCAUGGACGACAGUUCAUCUCAGCGUUCGACUACCGACAGUAGUCAAAUUCCAUGUCCGCUACCAGCGGACCAUCACACAGCCUAUUAUACAGCCAAAGGGCAAUGUUUAACCAUGUUAAAAUAUUUUCUCUCACACUCCAUGACAAACAAAUCUUCCUAUGCGUUAUUCAAUCGCAUACUAACACUUUAUACAUCACACUUCAAAGCUCGGCCAACACAUGAAUCCGAACGUCGCAAAGGUUUCUGUUCAUUUCUUAUAUCCAUUCUUGAUCAGCAACAAGAAAAACAAAUGAAUCCAUAUCAAUAUUUAACAGAUAUUGUUCUCUCAAUACUCGAUGCAUCACCUGACGAACCCAAUUGGUUAUGUUCAGUGCCAAUUAAUGAAGAUCGAUCAUCUCAGCGCUGUCUCUGUACGACACUUAUAACACAUCUUGAUUCACUCAUUUAUCUCGACAAAAAUGACAGUUUAGAUGAUUAUAUGAAAUUUCUUUGGGCGAUCUAUCGUCUGCAACUAUUCAUCUAUGAUAAUGAAAAUUUCCAUAAAAUGGAACUCGACAAUGGUCAAUGUCCAGGUCUAUGUUGGUUAACAUUGUUCAUAUCCUUUGGUCAAUGCUUAGCACGUUUUCUCUUUCGUACUAUCAAACCCACAAUAAAAAAGCAAAUCUAUCAAUUGUCGAUCAAAUUUGUCAAGAUUUUGAUUCUAUUUUCGUUACAACUACAACCGACAACAUGUCUACCGCAACAAGCCAAAGAGUUACAACUUUAUACAAAUCCUUCAUUAUGGCAUCUGUAUGAAUUGAUGUUACUAUAUCAUCAUCAAGAACAACAACAACAACAGUCAUCGAAUCAGGAAUUGAUAAGCAUUAUAAAUAAACAAGUUCUCAAUGACGAACUCUGUGUUUUUGGUUAUAUACAUGAUGUCUUAGAAACUGGGAAUGACAUGAGAUAA
Messenger RNA from Adineta ricciae, 2088 nucleotides. NCBI's taxonomy places the organism in Eukaryota, Metazoa, Rotifera, Eurotatoria, Adinetida, Adinetidae. The record is from the annotation of a GenBank genome assembly.